UGGACCUACUCCCUACUAAUCACCUACCUGCCUCCCUAGUAGUGACGACGGAUUAGCCUUAUUCAAACUCAGAGCGAAAAGUAUAACUACCCACUGCCCACUACACUCCUCACCACCUGCAUCUUUUCUGAAAACUCCUCCUCCUCCUCCCCAGACCAAAACCUCACCAUUCUUGCAUCGUGAGAAGAGGCGUCCGUCCCAUCCUUCCGGAGCCUGUUCGCCCGACCCGUCAGCCCUAGGCCAGGUCCAAGCCCACGCCCAAGCCAACAAACGAACGCCCUCCACUUCCGAACUCUCUUUCCCCGCGUCCCGCCAGGCCAAAGAAACAACCUGCAACAACUACUCCGUAGCAGCGAGUGAGAGCUGUAGACUGCACGGCACUACACUGCCCAGAUAGCAAGAAUGGAUUUUCAACAACACAGCGACUACUACUCCAAUGCAAACUAUCCCAUCUACCCAGCUCCAAUAAAUCACCUUCCCCCAACGCCGAACGAUGACUACCCUCCCGUGGGUGACCAUUUUCAUACAGUCCCACCCCAACCUCACUCCAUCCUGACCCAAACACAGGAUGAUUCCUUUGGGAAUAUAUACUAUGAACCUCAAGUACCAUAUGCUGGCCACGUGAAGCCGUCGCAUACACCGAUUUCUCCGUAUCAUGAAAUUAACAAGACACCAACCAUCACCCCAAAUAUUUCAAACAACCCAUUCCCCGAGCCUCCUCUGGAGGCCAACGACCCUUUUCGGCAGGGAAGCAAUAGUGACGAUGAAGACCGAACUCCAGCCCAACAAAGACGCAAGGCCCAAAACCGUGCUGCGUAAGUCUUCAACUACCAUCACUGUUUGCCUAAUCUAAGCACCAACUGACACCCUUCAGUCAACGAGCCUUCCGCGAGCGUAAAGACCGACAUGUCAGGGACCUCGAAACUAAGCUCGCAAGCCUCGAAAAGAGCUCCGCCUCAGUGAUGGAAGAAAAUGAGCGAUUGAAACUCCAACUUCAAAAGAAAGACACCGAGAACGAGAUUCUCAGAGUAACCUCCAACCGCAACGGCUCAGAGGCUCUCCCAGACGCGGGACCGAUGCGCUACUCGCCCACAGACUUCUAUACCGAGUUACUCUACGCACACGAUAACAAGACACCGAGCCACCGCAUCGUGACGAGCGAGACCGGCGAACGACUUCUGGCUGCGGGUGCAACUUGGGAUUAUAUUAUCAAGCAUGACCUAUAUGUAAGAGGGUUGGUAGACGUUGGGGAUGUGAGUGAGAGACUGAAGCGAGUUGCGAAGUGUGAUGGGCAGGGACCGGUUUUCGAGGAAAGUCAGAUCCUGCUGGCAAUUCAGCAGAGUGUUGCGAGUGGGAGUGAUGAGUUGAUGUAAAAACUGAUAUAUAAGAGAAAGAAUUUUGGGCAUAGGGAUUUGUCAUGGAGAUGGUGUUUGGAAUGGAAAGAAAAUUUACGGGAUUGGGGUGUUUGUUUGACAUAUGGGAUGGAGUUUCUUGGAAGGAUUUAAGGGGAUGGGGCUCUCUUUUUGUUUAAUCCUUUCUUCCAUGUAUGAGAUGGGGUUGGACUGUUUUUAUACUACAAUACAAUGCGUUUGAAGUGCCAUCAAUCGAAUGUCUUCCGACCUGACAUGCCGCUUUGAUGUCGAU
Messenger RNA from Hymenoscyphus albidus, 1644 nucleotides. Lineage: Eukaryota; Fungi; Ascomycota; Leotiomycetes; Helotiales; Helotiaceae. The record is from the annotation of a GenBank genome assembly.